CCUAAACAACAGUCAACGUAUAGGUUUUUGCUUUACCUAGCUCCAAAAUUACCUAGUAAAUUCUAGAUAUUUAUUGAUUUUUAAGUCCUGUGUAUAAAGUGCAAUUAAGACCAAAUGAAAAUGAGCAAACGGUCCGGAGAAGAGUGUCGUAAAUACAAAACUGGCUCCAAUUCGAGCAGGAGGGUGGAUAGAUCGAGAUCCAGGUCCAGGUCACCGAGGAGAGAAGAAGAAAAGAAAUUGGAUAAUGUAGGACUUGGGGUGAAGAGUCGACUGAAAAGUGUUGGCAUACAGAUGAAACUCACCAACCAGAGGACAACAGCAGUACCAAGGCCUAAAUUGACUGUAGCUGCAGUAUUCAACCAAGACAGUGAUGAAGAACCCGAAGAGAUGCCACCAGAGGCUAAGAUGAGAAUGAGGAAUAUUGGAAGGGAUACACCCACCUCAUCAGGACCCAAUUCAUUUGGCAAGACGAAACAGGGAUUUUCAGACACAAAGAAGCUAUUUGAGAAGAACAUGAAAGAGGCAAUGGAAAAUGCAUUAAAAGAGGAUUAAUGUAAUUUAGACUUCCCCCCUUUUAGUACCUUGAUUAAAUUAAAACUCAAAUUGAUGAGUAACAUGUGAAACCACACAAAUAACUUUUUAGAUAGUUUUUAAAUUAGUACUGUAUUUUAAAUUAAAUUUUUAUUUCUUUAAUGUGAC
Messenger RNA from Nicrophorus vespilloides, 699 nucleotides. RefSeq names its product PEST proteolytic signal-containing nuclear protein-like. Gene Ontology annotation, biological process: protein ubiquitination; proteasome-mediated ubiquitin-dependent protein catabolic process. The record is from RefSeq and is a predicted model, not a curated record. The coding region runs from base 115 to 552 and encodes 145 amino acids. Gene Ontology annotation, cellular component: nucleus. The transcript is spliced from 3 exons. Lineage: Eukaryota; Metazoa; Arthropoda; Insecta; Coleoptera; Silphidae.